Pristis pectinata (smalltooth sawfish) is the source of this 4742-nucleotide messenger RNA. It is a transcript of the gene tchp, whose product is annotated as trichoplein, keratin filament binding. Gene Ontology annotation, cellular component: keratin filament. Gene Ontology annotation, biological process: apoptotic process. The coding region runs from base 300 to 1799 and encodes 499 amino acids. NCBI's taxonomy places the organism in Eukaryota, Metazoa, Chordata, Chondrichthyes, Rhinopristiformes, Pristidae. The record is from RefSeq and is a predicted model, not a curated record. The transcript is spliced from 13 exons.
UGGCUGCCGGUUGCUAUGGGCUACGCGGCCAGCGCGGUGCAAACGGUCGCGUUUAGCGGAGGCAGCGGCAGGAAAUAAAACUAAAGCUCGGCCGGAGUGUGUGUGUGUGUGUGGUUCUGGUUAUCUGUUGGGGAGCUGUGUCCAGGACCCGGGGUAGGGCCAUUUUACUUCUCCAGCGAGUCGGGGGACCUCCGGGGUUGACGGGGCCCGUUGGCUGGGCCAUUGCUUACACCAGAGGAUUAAAUGAAAACCACCGCAGAUUAAGGUGUGCAGUGUCGGUGUGAGCAUCGGUUCCAGAGAUGGCUUUACCCACAAUCCCUUCUAGAUGGAGCACCAGGAAUCGCGUGCUGGAACAACAAAUUGUUCGUCAAAGGGACCAGGAGGAGCGUCUUCGCAUGCAGUGGGAGCUGCAUCGUCAAUACUUCAAAAUACAUGAUGUCAGGAGCAGUAAACAGGCGCAGUGGAGCUCAAGACAAUCUUACCAGCGAAGUAUGACAGCAUACCACAGAAGUCGUCAGCAGGAGGAAAAAUUGCGUAACCUAGAGCAACGACGGCGAAAGCUACAAAGUUUGCUGCAAGAAGAGCAAGAUCUCUUUGAAGCAGAGCUCCGUGAGCUAAAGAUGGAUCCAGGUCAUUUCAUACAGGAGGCGAAAGAGAAGACUGAGGAAUUGAAAUCAGCUCGUGAAGAACGUAGAAAAAAGGUUGCCGAAGAGUUGUUAUAUGAGCACUGGAAGAAGAACAAUAUCGAACUACGACAAAUUCAGUCAGAUUUGCACAAGAUGCAUGUGACAGACAGCUGGCAUUCGCAGGUCACAGAAAAACGACAGCAAGAAGAGGCAGAGUUGGAGGAGAAGAAAAGCCUGGAGAAUGAAUAUGAAAUUGCACGAAGGCAGGCCAUAGAGCGAAUAAAGCAGGAAGAGGAGAGGAGAAGACAGGAAGACAUGAAGCAAGCAGAGAUUCUGCACCAGCAAAUGGAAGAGCUACGUUUACGGGAGGUUGAGGCAAAGAAACUCAAGCUAGAACAGGAGAAAUUAUUGAAACAGCAGUGGGAGCUGGAGGAGCUAGAAGAGCAAAGGAAACAAUUAGAGCAGCGUCGAAAGAAAUCUGAGUUGGGCCGGAUAUUGAACCGUCAAUACAAGACCCAGAUGAGGAGACGGGCUCAGCAGAUUCAGGAAGAGCUGGAGAUGGAUCGCCAGCUUCUUGCAUCUCUUAUUGAAAAAGAAGAGGUAGACCAAAAACUGCAGUCAGCGAGGCGAGAACGGGCAAUAGCUGAUGCAGCCUGGAUGAAAAAAGUCAUUGAGGAACAGCUCCAGUUGGAGAGGGAGCGGGAGGCAGAAUUGGACAGCAUAUUUAGGGAGGAGGCCCAACGUAUGUGGCAAAAACGAGAAGAGGAGUGGGAGAGGGAAAGACAAGCAAGAAUGCGUUUAAUGCAAGAGGUACUUGUAGGUCGACAGCAGCAAAUCCUGGAGAGAAUCGAGUUGAAUCGACGGGCUCAGGAGGAAUCUGUGCAGCUUCGGGAGAUGCUUAUUCAAGAGUUAGAGGAAGUAAAGGAAAUGACAAAGCGCAAGAAAGAGGAAGAGGAAGAAGUGAAAACAGCCCGCAAGCAGGAGCUGGAAGCUCAGGUUGAAGAACGAAGGAGGAAAGAGUUGGAAGAGUUGCAACGACAACAGGAAGAGGAAAAUGAGGAAAGGCUAGCAGAGAGGCAGAACGAAGAGAUGCUUCAGCGUGAGGCUGAGCUGAUGAGACGGCAGGGAUAUGAGCCCAAGACUUGGCACCGACCACGAAUAGCCUGGACAUAACAUAAAAACUAGGAAAUGCAAAAGUGGUUGUAAAGUGUGAGCUUUCUCUUGGAAUGGAUUGACUGUCUGGAGCAAAUGCACUCGUUGACCUCUCGACAGAGCAGAGAGAGCCAAGUCUUCACUCCCUUUUUGUCUUGCACUUAUUGAAGAAGAAAUAUCAACCUGUGGAAUCAGGACAUUUAGGCUGAAUUUCAUAUGAAGCCAAAGAACUGAUUUAAGUCUGUAAGGAUGGCACCUUCUCUAUAAAUUGCUGGCCUGUGAUUAGUACACAAUUCUUCACAGGUCCCAACCAAUUUUCAUUGCUCAGAAGAUUGUAGUUUUACUCGAAUAGGUGGUUGUGAGUGGCUAGUGGACAAAAUCCAUGUUAUGCUUCUAUCCAUCAAAAGGCAAUCCUGAAACCCCAUCAACCUCUAGUGGAGCUUCAGGUCCACUGGAUUCUGUGGCAGCCUGAAUUGCUUCUAUUCCCACGAUUCUCCUCCUCCUGAGGAUUGAGGAUUAUUUGUGUUCACUCUGGUUUUGUGGAUUCUGGGGUAACUAAUGUGGCCAAUGUUGAAACUGCAGGAUCUACCACAGAUGGGGCAGGAGGUGCUUGUUGGGGCAGCUGGGUGGGCACUUCGUGAAUGGUGUGCCUCUUCCACCAUUGACGCAGGGACUUUGUAUGCUUCCCAAGUGCUGCUCCUCCACUUUGAGCAGCCUUGGGUCAGGGAUUCCUGAGAGUCAUUGGAGAUGUUGCACAUUUUUCGAGGAGGCAUUGAGCACAUCCUUGCGUCUGUUUCUCGGUCUGCCUGGCGGUCUCUUUCUCUGGCAGAGUUUGGAAUGGAGUUCAUUUCAGGAAUCUGGUGUCAGGCAUGUGAGUGACGUGUUCUGCUCAACGGAGCCAAUGAAAGUUUGAGGAACAUCUAUUCAUUUAUACAAGUCCUUAGUGAUAUGUGAGCAACAAUAUCAGUUGAUGUAUUCUAAAGCAAGGAGAUGUAUGGGUUCCUGAUUUUAGUGCUUUUAUGAAGUAGAAGAAGGAGAAAGCUUUAAAAUGUCAGGCCUCGUUCAGGAGCUGGGAAAGAAGAACACAAAAUUUUCACUUGCAAGGUCUAAGGCGCACGUCAUCAGGAGCAAACCAAAAUGCACCAAAUCUGUGUGUGGAACUAUACACAGGUGGCAGUAGGAUAAUGAAAAAUAGGGUACAAGAGAAACUAACACCUGGUGUGCAGCCAGCUUAGUAUAAACAAACAUGAUGUUUUCUGAGUACCAAAUAUUCCAUUUAUAAUGGGCUGUGACCCUUUUGUUUGUAUCACUGUGUUUCCACUGUUUGCAGACCAGCCUAAUGUAAUUGAUUUUCUUUUCUCUGCAGUAGUGGCGCAUUCAUAGAAUCAUAGAACAGUACAGCACAAUACAGGCCCUUCGGCCCACGAUGUUGUGCCAGCCUUUAAACCUCGCCUAAGACUAUCUAACCCCUUCCUACCGCAUAUCCCUCUAUUUUAAAUUCCUCCAUAUGCUUAUCUAGUAAUCUCUUGAAUUUGACCAAUGUACCUGCCUCCACCACCGCCCCAGGCAGUACAUUCCAUGCCCCAACUACUGUCUGGGUAAAAAAACCUUCCUCUGAUAUCUCCCUUGAACUUCCCACCCAUUACUUUGAAGCCAUGCCCUCUUGUAUUGAGCAUUGGUGCCCUGGGAAAGAGGCGCUGGCUGUCCACUCUAUCUAUUCCUCUUAAUAUUUUGUACACCUCUAUCAUGUCUCCUCUCAUCCUCCUCUCCAAAGAGUAAAGCCCUAGCUCCCUUGGUCUCUCCUCAUAAUGCAUACUCUCUAAACCAGGCAGCAUCCUGGUAAAUCUCUGCACCCUUUUCAAUGCUUCCACAUCCUUCCUUCCUAUAAUCCAUUGAACUGAAGAUUCAGCCCCACCAAUGUCUGUUUGGAGACUGGUAGGGGUGAUAUUCAUGCUGGGUGUAUUCUAGUCUAAAUUAUCUAAUUUGUUAAAAGAUGUCCCAUUUUCUGGCUGUCAGUGGUAAGAAGUUGAGGAACUGUCCCUUCUCACCAUGUUCCUGCUUUACCUUGCAAUGUUGCCAAGUUAUGUUGCUGGCCUAAUAUGGGAAAGUGAAACGUACAAUUGGAGAAGUAGCAAUUACUCACUUGCAGUGUGGAACUGAGCUGUGGAGGCCAGGAGAGGAACAGAAACAUAAGCGAUGCCUACAGUUCAGAUUUAAAAUUUUGAUUUUAACAUUGUACCUUUUCGAACAGCAGCAAAUUAGUUCAAAUCUACUCAACUUGUCUUGCAGUUAUUUUUAUGGAUCAUUUCCACAAGGCAUGUCUGCUUGGACCAUGUGAUUAGGAUUAUCUUGUCGAACAAUGUAUUGUUUAAAAGGAAUUUAAAAUCAAUUGCUGAGCUAUAGUUUGAGUCCAAAUACAGACUGGGAAGGUAUUAAGUUGAGAAAAAUUAAACUAACAUCUUUAUAAAGUAUUGAGUAACUUGAGCUUUGAGGUCUUAGUUCUUUGUACAUAGCAAUGGGUGUCAUCAUUAUUUGGGUUGUCAUAAAUUUCUGUCUUUCCAGCUGGAACUGACUGAGCUAAUUUAAGUGUGAAAGCUGUUGCUGUCUAAUUAGCAGCAACUGCUAUUCACAGAUGCUUCUUCACUAACACAAAACUGUAUCUAUUUAAUCUUCAGGCCAUUAAGGCUUCUAAUGACACUUCUAGCAUAACUGUCCAACUGAUUAAUUGGCAUUUCACUUGCAUUCCUAGUGGCUCUGAUAUCCAGCCUGGGAAGCCAGUAAGUAUCUCCUUACUUGUUUUCAGGCUGAAUUAUUGAUGUUUGCAAUGUAACAUUUACUGUGUUAUGAAAGAAAAGCUCGCAGGCUUUUUACUAAGCCUUUGUACAGUUGAUGACACUUUAUUUUGGAGGCAAUCAUGAAAUAACUAUAAUUUGGGGUUUACUGUUUUUUGUAUUUUUGAUUGUU